AUGACGAACACCAGCAGUUUCCUUAACGUCGUUGGUAUCCGCUACGGCGUCGGCAAGCGGAUUGGCGAGGGCUCGUUUGGCACCGUUUUUGAGGGUGUUAACCUGCUUAACCAGCAUCACGUUGCUAUCAAGUUUGAAUCUCAUAAGAGCAACACCCCUCAACUUCCUAAUGAAUAUCGCGCGUACAAAGCCCUCGUAGGCUGCCCUGGAAUUCCUAAUGCUUAUUACUUUGGCCGGGAGGGCCUGCACAACAUGCUCGUCAUCGACUUGCUUAGUCCUAGUUUGGAGGACCUAUUCCAACAAUGCAAGAGGAGAUUUACAAUAAAAACUGUGGUUAUGAUCGCUAAGCAGAUGUUGUCGAGAAUCCAAACCAUCCACGAAAAGAAUCUUAUCCACCGCGACAUCAAGCCCGACAACUUUCUUGUUGGUCGAUUCAAUACUAAGAGCGCUAAUACAAUUCAUAUUGUAGAUUUUGGUAUGGCUAAACAGUACUAUAACCCUAAGACCAAGCAACACAUUCCGUACAAAGAACGCAAGUCUAUCACUGGUACAGCACGUUAUAUGAGUAUCAAUACCCAUUUUAGACGUGAGCAGUCUCGCAGAGACGACCUGGAAGCUCUAGGCCAUGUAAUUAUGUACUUCCUGCGAGGAAGUCUUCCAUGGCAAGGCCUGAAGGCUGCUGCCAACGAGCAGAAAUACGAUAAUAUCGGGAAGAUGAAGCAAACAACUCCUAUCGAAGACCUUUGCAAUGGAUUUCCUCCAGUAGAGUUUAGCAAGUACCUUAUCUACGUCCGUAACCUAGAUUUUGAAGAUACGCCUGACUACGACUACCUGCGGGGACUGUUUACUCAAGCGCUUAUAAGCGUUGGUGGCUUUGAGGACGGUGAGUAUGACUGGAUGAAGCCGAACAAUCAAAUAGGCUGGAAAGCCAUGGGGAUCAACCCGGUAGUUCCACAGAUGCCCCACUUCAAUGUUCGCCAGAACUCACCUACCGCCGUCGUUAUUCGGAACCAAAGUAACUUGACGCAUCUGCCCGCGGAGCACUACCGCUUAAUUGAGUCCCUCACCAACCCUGGAGUAACGCAACCUGUACUCAGACGCAACUGGGGUCAAGCAGUGAUGAGCCAAGCUCAGUUCCAAUACAGCCAGUCGAGCCUGGGCCAAAAUCAAUACUAUGCAACACAUUCUCAUGAUACAAAUGCAGAGCCAUCACAACAGCAGCGGGGGCCUAAGGCAGAGGACUUUAUGCAGAAGUUUACAAAUACACUAUGCUGCAGUUGGAGCCGCCGAUAG
Messenger RNA from Bipolaris maydis ATCC 48331, 1293 nucleotides. Its product is annotated as kinase-like domain-containing protein. Gene Ontology annotation, cellular component: nucleus; cytoplasm. The record is from RefSeq and is a predicted model, not a curated record. Gene Ontology annotation, molecular function: ATP binding; protein serine/threonine kinase activity. Lineage: Eukaryota; Fungi; Ascomycota; Dothideomycetes; Pleosporales; Pleosporaceae. Gene Ontology annotation, biological process: signal transduction; endocytosis; peptidyl-serine phosphorylation.